Messenger RNA from Amborella trichopoda, 2499 nucleotides. Its product is annotated as phosphoinositide phospholipase C 2. Gene Ontology annotation, biological process: release of sequestered calcium ion into cytosol; phosphatidylinositol-mediated signaling; lipid metabolic process. The record is from RefSeq and is a predicted model, not a curated record. Gene Ontology annotation, cellular component: plasma membrane. NCBI's taxonomy places the organism in Eukaryota, Viridiplantae, Streptophyta, Magnoliopsida, Amborellales, Amborellaceae. Gene Ontology annotation, molecular function: phosphatidylinositol-4,5-bisphosphate phospholipase C activity.
UCUUCUCUUUCUUUCCUUCUCUCUAACAUCGCAGUGAGCGCCUUCCUCUCUCUCUCUCUCUCUCUCUGAUAGUGUGAUGUUAAUGGGGUCCAUUGUUCCCCAACAACAGGGGAAGGACCUGGUUCUCGUAGGUCCCUGGUCCUCCUGUUUCUCUCUCUAAAAGUUUCAGUAGGUCAAAACUUGGUUUUGCAGCUCUCUCUCUCUCUUUCUCUCUCUAUAUAUAAAAAUGUGUACGAAAUGUGGAUUAUGCACGCAUCACCCGCAUAUACUUUGUCAUGUGCACAAGUAAAGCACCCAGUCUUUUUUAAUGGCUUCAACACCCAUCAUUGGAGAUGCCUAUAUGAUUGAGUGAAUUAAGUUAAAUCCUUCAUCGUUUAUGCUUCUCAGUUUCUAUCUCUCUCUUCCUCUGCAAAUCCGUCGACUCUAAUGGCAUUCAAUAUGACAAGUUAUAAGUUCUGCUGUUUUUUCAGAUUGAGGUUCAAGUCUGUUGUUACAGGCCCACCUUCGGAUGUCGAGGAAUUUUUUGAUAGAUACUCCCAUGAUGGCUUUAUGAGCAUUGAUCAACUGCAGGAAUUUCUUGUUGAGGUCCAGAAAGAAGAGGGUUUGACUACUGCGAAAGUGGAGGACCUUGUGACUCGGCAUCUCGGGGGGAUCAGGAUUUUGAACAAAAUCAAGCAAGAAGGCCUCACUCUUGAUACCUUUUUUCAGUUUCUCUCUGCUGGGGAUAAUUCUCCCCUCCGACAAGAGGUUCAUCAGGACAUGUCUGCUCCACUGUCACACUAUUAUAUCUAUACCGGUCACAAUUCUUAUUUGAAAGGAAAUCAGCUGAACAGUAACAGCAGUGAGAUACCAAUUAUAAAAGCUCUCAAAAGAGGCGUCAGAGUUAUUGAAUUGGAUCUCUGGCCACACAGCAGAAAAGACAAAGUUAUUGUUAAACAUGGAGGGACAAUGACCCGUCCAGUAGGACUCGCCAAAUGUUUGUUUUCCAUUAAGGAAUAUGCUUUUUCAGCAUCUAAUUAUCCUGUCAUAAUAACCCUAGAAGACCAUCUUACUCCAAAACUUCGGUCUAAAGUAGCUCAGAUGGUCUACUGGAUUUUUGGACGCAUGUUGUUUUACCCUAUGUCGGGUAAACUAGAAGAAUAUCCUUCACCUAAAGACUUGAUGAAUCGCAUAUUACUAUCAACUAAACCACCAAAAGAGUACUUAGAGACAGAGAUUCAAGCAAAAGUAAGACAGAAUGAGAAGCAGGAUGCAUGGGGGAAUGAGAUUUCAAAUAUUAAAGCAGGACAUAAAACUGAUACUGAGGUGCACCAACAUAAUGUACUAGAACCGAGUCACCCACCUCCAAGUGAUAGUUAUAAUAGUGAGGAUGAAGAUGCUAGGGUUGAUGAUGAUGGUAUAGUACAAGAGAAGAUGGGGGAAGAUGCAGUGCCUGAGUUUGGAAAACUAAUAACAAUCAGGGCCGGGAAACCAAAAGAAGACCUGAAAUAUGCUUUAGAGUUGGAAGAAAAACAUGCUAGACGUGUCAGUUUAAGUGAACCACAGCUUGAGGACAUUGCUGAGUCUCACCCAGCUGUUGUUGUCAGUUUCACCAAGAGGAAUAUUUUGAGAAUAUACCCAAAGGGAUUACGAGUUGACUCCUCAAACUUCAACCCUUUAAUUGGAUGGAACCUUGGAGCUCAGAUGGUUGCAUUUAAUAUGCAGGGAUAUGGGAGAUCCCUAUGGUUGAUGCAAGGAUUUUUCAGAGCCAAUGGAGGAUGUGGAUAUGUGAAGAAACCUGAUUUUCUUUUGAAUGAUAGUGCUGGAGAUAAGGUUUUUAACACCAGUCAAGAGCAGCAAGUGAAGAAAACCUUGAAGAUGAAAGUAUAUAUGGGAGAUGGAUGGCGCUUCGAGUUCCGUAAAACACAUUUUGAUAUCUGCUCUCCUCCUGACUUCAGUGUAAAGGUGGCUGUUAAAGGAGUACAAGCUGAUUCGACAAGCUCGCAAAGUACAGAGACAAUCAAUGAUUGCUGGACACCAGCUUGGAAUAAAGAGUUCACAUUCCCCUUGACUGUUCCUGAGGUGGCUUUGCUUCGAAUUGAGGUGCAUGAGUCUGAUACUUUACAAAAAGAUGACUUUGCAGGCCAGACUUGCUUGCCUGUAUGGGAGCUGAAAUCGGGUAUCAGAGCAGUACCUUUGUAUGACAAAAGAGGAGAUCCGUACAGGCAUGUGAAGCUUCUUGUGAUGUUUCAAUUUGAGUGAGGGUUUAUAGCUUGCAAUUGUUUCCUAAUUAUCAAAGAGAAGAAACACUUUCAUGGAUUCGUUUUGUGUGGUCUCCGAUUGUGUUAUAUGAUUUGCAUUGUGAAAUAGUUGUUGACUGUGACACCACAUUGUUGAUAUGAUUGAAUUUCAUUGCAAGGCCAUAUUGUUUGUAUUUUUGUUUAAUGAAUGGGCAUCAAGUAGAUCUUGUUGUGCACAAACUCUGCAUGUGAUUAUUCUUAAUUCCAUCGGUGAUUUCUG